AUGUAUAGCAUUGUCAUCAACCUCAUCGGUGUGCUACAGAGCAACGUUUACGGUCUAGUUUUUGGUUCAACCUGGUUGUUUAAUCAACGAUCAGUGCUAUCUGGAAUCCUUGGGAUGUCCCUACCUUUAAAUUCUAACCCUAACCCAGGGCCCUAUAAAAUCACUUACAUUUUGUCUUUUUUUCAGUAAUUUUUUUUCCAGGUUUCUGUCUUUUCAGGUUUUCACUCUCAAAAAUCACCAAAAAAAAUGUGUAAUAGAAAAACAACUAAAUUGAAGCACUUUGUGACCAACUGCUGAUGUAAAAAUGCUUUGUAAAUCAAUUUGAUGGAUCUACCAGCCACCAUUGCUAACGGCUACACAGUGGUCUGCUCACACCGCACAUACAGACAUGGGAAGUCUCAUUGCCUCUUCAGGAAGCUGUAGGAAAUCAAAUCACUGAUGCAUUCUGUAUAUGAUAAACUUGGGCAAAUUAAUAAAUGUUCAAUACAUUUAGUUGAUUCCCUGCUAAGUUCAAUACAUUUAGUUUAUUCCCUACUAAGUUCAAUACAUUUAGUGGAUUUCCUACUAAGUUCAAUAGAUUUUUGUAAUAUUGUUGAAUUCCGUUUUAUUGUCUGGAUUCUGUAACUCAGUCCGCGUUCUCCGUAUGACGGACUUUAUAGAGCCUCCCUAACCUUAACCCUUAACCAUUUUAAAUGUCAACUUCAAUGGGGGGGGGUAGGGACGUCCCAAGGAUCCCAGAUAGCACAAACCUGUAAUCAACCCCAGUAUUCUACAGAGUGGGCCCUGACACUGUCUCCCUCGAAUCUGUCUCCUCAGAGCUGCAGAAGGAGGACGUUGAGGAACAGGGUCGUCAUGGGUACCGUCCGGAUCGCCCUCCAGCCCCACGUAGAGUCAGCGUCAGCCAGGACACCUCUCACCCCUACUACGAUGUGGCUCGACACGGGAUCCUUCAAGUCACAGGUGAGUUAUUAAACCUCUCCCCCCCACCCACCCACCUAGGGCUGUGGCGGAGGUCAUUACGUUUUGUCAGCCGGUGAUUGUCAAGCAAAUAACUGCCAAGUCUCGAGGCUAAUUAACAUAAACACAUUUAGCAUCUCCUGGCUUCCACACACAGCCUACAAGCCACUGAUGCAGACCUUUUGGAACAUCUACAUGUUAAAAAAGUCUAAUAAAUCCAUGUAAUAUAGCCUACACCUUCACAAUAAAUCCAUUAUUUAUUUUAGACAGGUCUAAAGAAACAUGAUAUGAAGAAAAUGUAGUCUAUUUCAGAAGAACAGAAUAGCAUCCUCUGAGUUGUCCUUAUGUUAGGUCCUGAUCUGGCUAUGCCAAAUGGCUGUGGGCUACACUAGUUCAUUUAGCAGACUAGAUUCCGUGGCAUUAUUUUAUAUUAUUUUAUAGUAUGAAGAAUACAAUUGAACAAAGCUGAAUAAAAUAGAAAGGAUAUUUUCCCCAAACGAUUGGAGGGAGUGCCCACAUGCAGCUAUUCUGUGUUGAGCGGUUAACAAAGAAACAGGUCCUCUUAUGCUUAAUUUAGAGAUAUUUAGGCAACUUUAGUUGUGAUAUAAACGUUUGGCUAUAUGUUUUGAUUUGUAAUGUAUUCUAAGGCUGCAUGAUGCGACUCUAAUAACGAUUUGUGUGGCCGUAAUGCCCCCUAAAAAAAUCUAUGCAUUGCAGCCACUUGUAAUAAUUAUAAUUCCCUUCUCCCGGCAGCCAAUCGUCCUGCUCCGAAGCACCUCACUCAUGGCGCUCUCAGAUACCUCAAUUCUUAUUAGCCGACGUCCGUCACGUGAUCGGGUCCUUCUAACAGUCAUCGCAGCUCCGAAGCCGACGUCCGUCACGUGACCGGGUCCUUCUAACAGUCAUCUCAGCUCCGAAGCCGACGUCCGUCACGUGAUCGGGUCCUUCUAACAGUCAUCGCAGCUCCGAAGCCGACGUCCGUCACGUGAUCGGGUCCUUCUAACAGUCAUCGCAGCUCCGAAGCCGACGUCCGUCACGUGAUCGGGUCCUUCUAACAGUCAUCGCAGCUCCGAAGCCGACGUCCGUCACGUGAUCGGGUCCUUCUAACAGUAAUCUCAGCUCCGAAGCCGACGUCCGUCACGUGACCGGGUCCUUCUAACAGUCAUCGCAGCUCCGAAGUAGGCCACUAUUGAAGACCGACACACCGGGGACGCAACUGCGCGCGUCCUUAUCAAAUUAUGAGGCACAUAUUGAAGAUGUUAGAAACAUUUCAAAUCUACUAUCCUCCAUAGUACAAAAGUUCUCCUACAGUGCAUUCGGAAAGUAUUCAGACCCCUUUGACCUUUUCCACAUUUUAUGUUACAGCCUUAUUCUAAAAUUAUUGUUUUUCCCUCAUCAAUCUACACACAAUACCCCAUAAUGACAAAGCAAAAACAGGUUUUGAGAAAUGUUUCCAGACGUGACGCUGAAUACUUAUGAGCCUAAAGGGUCUGAAUACUUAUGUAAAUAAGGUAUUUCUGUUUUUUAAUUUUAAUACAUUUUGCAAAAAUUCUAAAAACCUGUUUUCGCUUUGUCAUUAUGGGGUAUUGUGUGUAGAUUGAUGUGGGAAAACAUGUAUUUAAUCCAUUUUAGAAUAAGGCUGUAACGUAACAAAAUAUGGAAAAAGGGAAGAGGUAGGAAUACUUUCCGAAUUCACUGUGUUCUAUUGGUCAACUUGUCCUUCUGUGCGAGAUAAAUAUUCCAACAUAGUCUGGGACAGUUGUGGGAUGCAAUAGAUCAAAUGAAUACAACCACUCGCAUCAAAACACCUUUUAAAACCAAUGAGGCAGAUGCAACAGAUCAGAACGUUCAUCUUAAAAAUCUUCACAAAAGCGCAGCAAUGCGCACACGGCAGUAGGACAUAAGCACGAAUGUUCCAAAAUGCAAUCAAUUAGCGGGAAAACACCGUUCUCAAAUGCGAUUGUGCUUGUAAUGCUUUAUUAUAAAGAUGCAUUUUUAUUGCGAAAAAAGAUCUUCCCAUAAACUUGAAACUCACGCGCCACCUAUGUAUGCCAGUUAGUCUCUACACCGGUUGUAAAGCUGAUUAAUGUGCUUAAUUGUAAGAAGUUAUUUGGCCACUUUAGUUGUGAUACAAACCUUAUCAAAACCUAUAGGCCUAUGGGCUAGGCUACAUGAGGUGUGCAGCUAUGGUUUGAAAAAGUCGCAAAAGAAGGCAUGUGCUGUUUCUCACCGUACUGAACACAAGCAUCAUACUGUCACCCAUCAGACUAUUCUUCAUUUAAUCUUGUCUUUACAGAUACUAAAUUAUAUAUGCGUGAAAUUAGUUUGGAUUUACAAUGGACCAUUAUCUUGCAACUGUCUCAAAACGGGGGCAGGGGAAAUAAUGCAUGUCAUCUAUGAACUUAAAUAGCAAAAGGGGGAGGGAGGGAGUGGUGCAGAGGGGCAGGGAGAGGAGCAGGAGAGAUGAAGGGGAGGGAGGGGUGAAGGAGGAGGGGAGGGGUGAAGGAGGAGGUAGGGGGUGAAGGGGGGAGGUAGGGGUAAAGGGGGAAGGUGGGGGUGGGGGGGGAGGUAGGGGGGGGGGGGAGGUGGGGGUGGGAAAAGGGAGGGAAAGGGGGGAAGGAGGAGGUGGGGGGUAAAGGGGGAGGAGGGGUAAGGGGGGGGUGGAAAAAGGGGGAGGGGGGGAGGGGGGGAAGGGGGAGAGGGGUAAGGGAGGGGAGGGCGAAGGUGGGGGGGGGGGUAAGGGAGGAGGAGGGGUUGGGAGGGGGGAAGGGGGGGGGAGGAGGGGGGGGGGGGGAGGAGGGGGGGGAAAGGGGAGGAGGGGGGGGGGGAAAGGAGGAGGGGGAGGAGGGGGAGGGGGGAAGGGGGAGGAGGGGGGGGGGAAAGAAGGGGGAAAAGGGGGGAGGGGGUAAGGGGGAGGGAAAGGGGGGGGGGGGGAAAAGGGGGGGAAGGGGGGGGGGGAAAAGGGGGAGGAGGGGGAAGGAGGGGGGGGGAAAAAGGGGGAGGGGGGGUUUAAGGGGGGGGAAAAAAGGGGAAAGGGGGAGGGGGGGUGAAGGAGAGGAGGGGGUAGGGGAAAAGGAGGGAGAGGGGGGGGUUAAAAGGGGGAGGGGGGGGAAGGGGGGGGGGAAAGGGAAGGUAGGGGUUGAAGGGGGGAGGUGGGGGUUUGGGAAGGAGGAGGGUAGGGGUGAAGGGGGAGGUGGGGGGGGGGGGAAAAGGGGAAGGUAGGGGGGGGGGAGGGGGGAAGGGGGAGGUAGGGGUGGGCAAGGGGGGGGUGGGGGGGGAAGGGGGAGGGGGUAAGGGAGGAGGGGGAAGGGGAAGGGGAAAGGGGAGAGGGGGUGAAGGAGGGGGGAAAAAGGGGGGGAAGGAGCGAGGGGGGGAUUUAAGGGGGGGUUUGGGUUUAAGGGAGGAAUAGGGGGAAAGGGAGGGGGUGGGGUUUUUUGGGGGGUUUUUUAGGGGUAAAAAGGGGGGAAAAGGUGGGGGUUAAAGGCCCCCCGGGGUUUUUGGGGGUAAAGGGAUAAAAUUAGGGGGAAGGGGUUGGGGUUUUUUGGGGGGGGUUUUUGGGUUUUGGGGGUGAUGAAAAACUAUGGCGGGAAAGGGUUUGGUCGAUGUGUUCUUUCCCCUCCUCCUGGGGUUUUGUUCUCCCCAGGUGUGAUAACUUGGCAGGAAGGGGGGUUUUUCUGUUUGUUCUCUCUCCUUUUGUUGUUUGUUCUUCCAGGUGUUUGGAAAAAAUAUGGCGGGAAGCGGGUCUGUUUGGUUCUUUUUUUUCCCCUGUUGUCUCUUUCUCUCCGGUUUGAUGAUAACUAUGGCAGGAAGUGGUCUGUUUGGUUCUCCCCUUGUUGUCUUGUUCUCUCCGGGGUGAUGAAAAACUAUGGGGGAAAGUGGUUGAUGUGUUCUCUCUCCUCUCUGUUGUCUCUGUUCUCUCCAGGUGAUGAUAACUAUGGCAGGAAGCUGGUCUGAUGUGUUCUCUCUCCUCUCUGUUGUCUCGGUUGUUCUCUCCCAAGGUGGAUGAUAACUAUGGACAGCAGGAAGCUAGGUCUGAUGUGUUCUCUCUCUCCUCCUGUUUGUCUUCGUUCUCUCCAGGUGAUGAUAAUAUGCGGCAGGAAGCUGGUUCUGAUGUGUUCUUCUCUCCUCUGUUGUCUCUGUUCUCUCCAGGUGAUGAUAACUAUGGCAGGAAGCUAGGUCUGAUGUGUUCUCUCUCUCCUCUGUUGUCUCUGUUCUCUCCAGGUGAUGAUAACUAUGGCAGGAAGCUGGUCUGAUGUGUUCUCUCUCCUCCUGUUGUCUCUGUUCUCUCCAGGUGAUGAUAACUAUGGCAGGAAGCUGGUCUGAUGUGUUCUCUCUCUCCUCUGUUGUCUCUGUUCUCUCCAGGUGAUGAUAACUAUGGCAGGAAGCUGGUCUGAUGUGUUCUCUCUCCUCCUGUUGUCUCUGUUCUCUCCAGGUGAUGAUAACUAUGGCAGGAAGCUGGUCUGAUGUGUUCUCUCUCCUCUCUGUUGUCUCUGUUCUCUCCAGGUGAUGAUAACUAUGGCAGGAAGCUAGGUCUGAUGUGUUCUCUCUCCUCCUGUUGUCUCUGUUCUCUCCAGGUGAUGAUAACUAUGGCAGGAAGCUGGUCUGAUGUGUUCUCUCUCUCUCUCUGUUGUCUCUGUUCUCUCCAGGUGAUGAUAACUAUGGCAGGAAGCUGGUUAUCUUCAGUAGCUGCCUGAUGCCCCCCUCCCAUCAGCUCAACCACCACCACCUGCUGGAGUGAGUCAGGACAAUCAUCAUAUGAUAUAUGCAGUUUAUGUACAUGUAACUAUUUUGCUGUCCACUAUGGAAGACCCUCAACAGGUUGUUUUCACUUCCUUGAAGAGGAAUUAACAAGUGCACUCUUGAGGGAGAAGGGGAUCGAGUGAAUUGGUCUUCAGUGAAAUGUUGUGAAUUUGAGUACUGUGCUCUGUGAAAUGUGUAUCUGAGUACUGUGCUCUGUGAAAUGUUGUGUAUCUGAGUACUGUGCUCUGUGAAAUGUUGUGUAUCUGAGUACUGUGCUCUGAAAUGUUGUGUAUUUGAGUACUGUACUCUGCAGUAAAAGCUGUUAUAUUCAGGUAACUGCCAAAAGAAAGGAAACUCCAUCGUAGUGUCUUAAUGGGGCGUUGGGCCAGAACAGCUUCCAUUCACCUCGGCAUAGAUUCUACAAGUGUCGACACCGUUCUUCCGCAAUUUUGUUGAUGGUGGUGGAAAACGCUGUCUCAGGCGCCGCUCCAGAACCUCCCAUCAGUGUUCGAUUGGGUUGAGAUCUGGUGACUGGGACACACACAACACACACACACACACACACACACACACACACACACACACACACACACACACACACACACACACACACACACACACACACACACACACACACACACAGACACACACACACACACACACACACACACACACACACACACGCACACGCACACACGCACACACACACACACACACACACACUAGGGUUGGGCCGUUAUCCAGAUUUUGAUGUCAUCAUACCGCCCUUCUCUCAUCCCGGGAUUUACAGUAUUACUGUUUUAGUACUCAAGGGGGCGCUAAAAACCAAUAGCGAAUUUCAAUAGAGGCUGCUAGCUAAAUAUGCUAACGACCGCAAACAAAAAAUAAAGGAAUUGCAAAGACAGGCUCAUAAAGUUCUACAAGUAUAGGUGGGAGCUACCGAAUGGCAUCUUUGGUGAGUUUGGACAGUUACAAGCGAAUGUGAACGAGAGACGUUGUGCAAAUGAGCAACGUUUUGACACAUGCUUGCUCCUUUUGAGACCCCUCUUUCAAAGUCACGAGAUCUCUUCUAGCCAUGGUAGCCAAAAUAAUGGGCAACUGGGCAUUUUUAUACAUGGCCCUAAGCAGUCCGUAUCUACAGUGGGGAGAACGUCCUCUGGUCUGAAGGAAGAACAGUCUCUGGAGCAGCAUGUCUUCACAAGCAGCCUGAGAACCGAGAGAACCGAGAGGAGGAAAAAUAAUAGUGAGGAGAACUCAUCCAAAGGCUUUGACUUCGACACAGCAGGAAGCUGUAUUAUAUUACACUACAGUGCAUUCGGAAAGUAUUCAGACCCCUUGACUUUUUCCACAUUUUUGUUACGUUACAGCCUUAUUCUAAAAUAAGUUAAAUGUUUUUCCUCAUCAAUCUACACACAAUACCCCAUAAUGACAAAGCACAUUUUUUUCAAGUAUUCAGACCCUUUGCUAUGAGACUCGAAAUUGAGCUCAGGUGCAUCCUGUUUCCAUUGAUCAUCCUUGAUGUUUCUUCAACUUGAUUGGAGUCCACCUGUGGUAAAUUCAAUUGAUUGGACAUGAUUUGGAAAGGCACACACCUGUCUAUAUAAGGUCCCACAGUUGAGAGUGCAUGUCAAAGCAAAAACCAAGCCAUGAGGUUGAAGGAAUUGUCCGUAGAGCUCCGAGACAGGAUUGUGUCGAGGCACAGAUCUGGGGAAGGGUACCAAAACAUUUCUGCAGCAUUGAAGGUCCCCAAGAACACAGUGGCCUCCAUCAUUCUUAAAUGGAAGACGUUUGGAACCACCAAGACUCUUCCUAGAGCUGGCAGCCCUGGCCAAACUAAGCAAUCGGGGGAGAAGGGCCUUGGUCAGGGAGGUGACCAAGAACCCGAUGGCCACUCGGACAGAGCUCCAGAGUUCCUCUGUGGAGAUGGGAGAACCUUCCAGAAGGACAACCAUCUCUGCAGCACUCCACCAAUCAGGCCUUUAUGGUAGAGUGGCCAGACGGAAGCCACUCCUCAGUAAAAUGACAGGCCGCUUGGAGUUUGCCAAAAGGCACCUAAAGGACUCUCAGACCAAGAGAAACAAGAUUCUCUGCUUUAUCUCCUAAUGUAUUGCACAAGUUGACUGCAGUUAUUAACUUAAAAAGUAGCUACAAAUAUUCCCAUUUUUAUUGAAACUUAAAAGAAAUAGUUUGACGGUAUUGAAAAACCAUCCCGUGGACAUUUCCAUAAUACCCCGGUAAUACGGUCCCCAGACUAACACACAACCUCUUUAAAACCACACUCCAUUGAGACCCCUCUUUCAGCAGUCACCGACAUCUCUUUCUAGCCAGGAAGCCAAAAUAAUGGACAACAGGGCUUUUUAACAUGACCUAAGAGCCUUCUACAGUGGAGAACGUCCUCUGUUCCUAUACUAGUCCAUAUUACUCUGUAGAAAGUCUCUGCUUGCAUUCCAUAGUCAUAUUCCUUGUAUGAACGUCUCUGGUCUGCUAUUCUCCUGUCCAUAACUACCUCGUAGAACGUUCCUCUGGUCAGCUAACCUAGUCCAAUCUACCUCUGUAAACUCCCUGUUCCGCUAUACUAGUCCGAUCUUACCUGUAGAACGCUUGUUGCUAUUACCUAGUCCAUAUCUACCUCUGUGAGAACGUCCUCUGGUCUGCUAUACCUAGUCCAUACUAGUCUAUCUACCUCUGUAGAACGUCCUCUGGUCUGCUAUACCUAGUCCAUAUCUACCUCUGUAGAACGUCCUCUGGUCUGCUAUUCCUAGUCCAUAUCUACCUCUGUAGAACGUCCUCUGGUCUGCUAUACCUAGUCCAUAUCUACCUCUGUAGAACGUCCUCUGUUCCGCUAUACCUAGUCCAUAUCUACCUCUGUAGAACGUCCUCUGUUCCGCUAUACCUAGUCCGUAUCUACCUCUGUAGAACAUCCUCUGUUCCGCUAUACCUAGUCCAUAUCUACCUCUGUAGAACGUCCUCUGGUCCGUUCUGCUAUACCUAGUCCAUAUCUACCUCUGUAGAACGUCCUCUGGUCUGCUAUACCUAGUCCAUAUCUACCUCUGUAGAACGUCCUCUGGUCCGCUAUACCUAGUCCGUAUCUACAGUGCCUUCAAAGUAUUCAUACCUCUUGACUUGUUCCACAUUUUGUUGUUACAGCCUGAAUUCAAAAUGAAAGAUUUUUUUUCUCACCCAUCUGCAUACAAUACCCUAAUAAUGACAAAGUGAAAACAUGUUUUUAUACAUUUUUGCACUUUUCUUGAAAAUGAAAUACAGAAGUAUCUCAUUUACAUAAGUAUACACACCCCUGAGUCAAUACAUGUUAGAAUCACCUUUGGCAGCGAUGAUUACAGCGGUGAGUCUUUCUGGGUAAGUCUCUUGAAGAGCCACUGAACACGCAGAUUGGCACGUAUGUUUUUCAGUUGCUCAUUCGAAAAAUGAGAUUUCAGUGUUGGUGUGUUUCCUGACCGAUUCAACGUUUUGGUUAAUAAAGUUUGUCCCCCCAUGAGACACUGUAGACGUGGAAGCCUAUUUCACUUCCUCAAAAUCUCAGAAUGAAUCUUAAGAACAAAACAAAUCUGUAAUUAAUUUUGACGUGUUUUUUUUGGCGAGGAUGUUUUAGUUGCGCAAUUUUAACUGUUUGACUCAUAUCGAUGCCACAUAAGCCGUUUUAAAUGGGAUUUGAUACUUUUUAAAGGCAGUUGCUCUUGAAGAGCUUUGCACACCUUUUUAUUGUACAAUAUUUGCACAUUAUUCUUUUAUUAUUCUUCAAGCUCUGUCAAGUUGGUUGUUGAUCAUUGUUAGAGCCAUAGAUCUUCAAGUCUUACCAUAGAUGUUCAAGCCGAUUUUAAGUCAAAACUGUAACUAGGCCACUCAGGAACAUUCAACGUCGUUCUUGGUGAGCAACUCCAGUGUAAAUUUUGGCCUUGUGUUUUAGGUUAUUGUCCUGCUGAAGGGUGCAUUUGUCUCCCAGUGUCUGUUGGAAAGCAGACUGAACCAGGUUUUCCUCUAGGAUUUUCCCUGUGCUUAGCUCUAUUCCAUUUAUUUUUGUCCUAAAAAAACUCCCUAGUCCUUGCCGAUGACAAGCAUACCCAUAACAUGAUGCAGCCACCACUAUGCUUGGAAAUAUGAAGAGUGGUACUCAGUGUUGUGUUGGAUUUGCCCCAAUCACAACACUUUGUAUUCAGGACAUUAAGUUAAUUUCUUUGCCAGAUUUCUUUGCAGUUUUACUUUAGUGCCUUGUUGUAAACAGGAUGCAUGUUUUGGAAUAUUUGUAUUCUGUACAGGCUUCCUUCUUUUCACUCUGUCAUUUAGGUUAGUAGUGUGGAGUAACUACAAUGUUGUUGAUCCAUCCUCCGUUUUCUCCUAUCACAGCCAUUAAACUGUAACUGUUUUAAAGUCACCAUUGGCCUCAUGGUGAAAAUCCCUGAGCGGUUUCCUUCCUCUCCGGCAACUGAGCUAGGAAGGACGCCUGUAUCUUUGCAGUGACUGGGUGUAUUGAUACACCAUACAAAGUGUAAUUAAUAACUUCACCAUGCUCAAAGGGAUAUUCAAUGUCUGCUUUUUUAAUUUUUACCCAUCUACCAGUAGGUGCCCUUCUUUGCGAGGCAUUGGAAAACCUCCCUGGUCUUUGUGGUUGAAUCUGUGUUUGAAAUUCACUGCUCGACUGGGGGACCUUACAGAUAAUUGUAUGUGUGGGGUACAGAGAUGAGGUAGUCAUUCAAACAAUCAUGUUAAACACUAUUAUUGCACACAGGAGUCCAUGCAACUUGUUAUGUGACUUGUUAAGCACAUUUUUACUCCUGAACUUAUUCAGGCUUGCCAUAACAAAGGGGUUGAAUACUUAUUGACUCAAGACAUUUCAGCUUUUCAUCUUUUAAUUCAUUUGUAAAACAUUCUAAAAACAUAAUUCCACUUUGACAUUAUGGGGUAUUGUGUGUUGUGUGUAAGCCAGUGACACAAUUUAAAUGUAAUCAAUUUGGCGGCGCUCCAGAAUCUCCCAUAAGUGUUCAGUUGAGAUGUGGUGACUGAGACGGCCACGGCAUAAGGUUUACAUCGUAUUCAUGCUCAUCAAACCAUUGUGACCGCUCCUACCUGGUGGAUGGGGGCCUACCCGGGGUACCCAAAAAUAAUGGCCUGCCCUGCAUUUUUAUACAUGACCCUAAGCAUGAUGGGAUGUUAAUUGCUUAAUGAACUCAGGAAAUCACACCUGUGUGGAAGCGACCUGCUUUCGAUAUACUUUGUUAUCCCUCAUUGACUCAAGUGUUUCCAUAAAUUUUUUUGGCAGUUACCUGAGUGCUCUGCUCUCUCCUCCCCCUUGGCUGCAGGUAUCUGAAGUACUCUCUGGACCAGUAUUACCUGAGUGCUCUGCUCUCUCCUCCCCCUUGGCUGCAGGUAUCUGAAGUACUCUCUGGACCAGUAUUACCUGAGUGCUGCUCUCUCCUCCCCUGGCUGCAGGUAUCUGAAGUACUCUCUGGACCAGUAUUACCUGAGUGCUCUGCUCUCUCCUCCCCCUUGGCUGCAGGUAUCUGAAGUACUCUCUGGACCAGUAUUACCUGAGUGCUCUGCUCUCUCCUCCCCCUUGGCUGCAGGUAUCUGAAGUACUCUCUGGACCAGUAUUACCUGAGUGCUCUGCUCUCUCCUCCCCUUGGGCUGCAGGUAUCUGAAGUACUCUCUGGACCAGUAUUACCUGAGUGCUCUGCUCUCUCCUCCCCUUGGCUGCAGGUAUUGAAGUACUCUCUGGACCAGUAUUAAACGGAGUGCUCGCUUUCUCCUCCCCCUUGGCUGCAGGUAUCUGAAGUACUCUCUGGACCAGUAUUACCUGAGUGCUCUGCUCUCUCCUCCCCCUUGGCUGCAGGUAUCUGAAGUACUCUCUGGACCAGUAUGUAGAGAGCGAUUAUACAGUAGUGUAUUUCCAUCAUGGUCUCCGCAGCAGCAACAAGCCCUCACUACGCUGGCUACGAGACGCAUACAGAGAGUUUGACAGGAAGUAAGUCACCCUGACCUCCUAACCUACGACUCUUCAAGCCCUCUCUCGAUCAAAAUACAACGCGAUGAACCAGUUUUUCCAGAAUGAUGUUUACAGUGUGUGUGUGUGUGUGUGUGUGUCAAUGUAUUUCCUGACAGGUACAAGAAGAACCUGAAAGCCCUCUAUGUCGUCCAUCCUACUAAUUUUAUCAGAAUAAUCUGGAAUAUAUUCCAACCACUCAUCAGGUAUGCUCCCCAGUCAUCAUUCUACAGUAAAGAUCUAGAAUACAGUAUAUUCCAACCACUCAUCAGGUAUGCUCCCCAGUCAUCUUUCUACAGUAAAGAUCUAGAAUACAGUAUAUUCCAACCACUCAUCAGGUAUGGUCCCCAGUCAUCUUUUCUACAGUAAAGAUCUAGAAUACAGUAUAUUCCAACCACUCAUCAGGUAUGCUCCCCAGUCAUCUUUCUACAGUAAAGAUCUAGAAUACAGUAUAUUCCAACCACUCAUCAGGUAUGCUCCCCAGUCAUCUUUCUACAGUAAAGAUCUAGAAUACAGUAUAUUCCAACCACUCAUCAGGUAUGCUCCCCAGUCAUCUUUCUACAGUAAAGAUCUAGAAUACAGUAUAUUCCAACCACUCAUCAGGUAUGCUCCCCAGUCAUCUUUCUACAGUAAAGAUCUAGAAUACAGUAUAUUCCAACCACUCAUCAGGUAUGGUCCCCAGUCAUCUUUCUACAGUAAAGAUCUAGAAUACAGUAUAUUCCAACCACUCAUCAGGUAUGCUCCCCAGUCAUCUUUCUACAGUAAAGAUCUAGAAUACAGUAUAUUCCAACCACUCAUCAGGUAUGCUCCCCAGUCAUCUUUCUACAGUAAAGAUCUAGAAUACAGUAUAUUCCAACCACUCAUCAGGUAUGCUCCCCAGUCAUCUUUCUACAGUAAAGAUCUAGAAUACAGUAUAUUCCAACCACUCAUCAGGUAUGGUCCCCAGUCAUCUUUCCACAGUAAAGAUGCCAUUCAGGCCUGUACUGUACAUUUUAAGUCUGUCUCCAUAACAGUAUUGAUGGCCAUGAAAGACAUUUGGCAAUAAUGACUGACCCCUUUCUAACACUGUUCUUCCUGUUUAGUCACAAGUUUGGUAAGAAGCUGAUCUAUGUGAACUACCUGGCAGAGCUCAGAGACCACCUGAACUGUGAUCAGCUUCUCAUCCCACCUGAUGUCCUCAGGUAGGUUACACCUCUAUACCACUACCUUACCCUGACCCCUGACCUUAACCCUAACUACCUGGCAGAGCUCAGAGACCACCUGAACUGUGAUCAGCUUCUCAUCCCACCUGAUGUCCUCAGGUAGGUUACACCUCUAUACCACUACCUUACCCUGACCCCUGACCUUAACCCUAACUACCUGGCAGAGCUCAGAGACCACCUGAACUGUGAUCAGCUUCUCAUCCCACCUGAUGUCCUCAGGUAGGUUACACCUCUAUACCACUACCUUACCCUGACCCCUGACCUUAACCCUAACUACCUGGCAGAGCUCAGAGACCACCUGAACUGUGAUCAGCUUAUCAUCCCACCUGAUGUCCUCAGGUAGGUUACACCUCUAUACCACUACCUUACCCUGACCCCUGACCUUAACCCUAACUACCUGGCAGAGCUCAGAGACCACCUGACCUGUGAUCAGCUUCUCAUCCCACCUGAUGUCCUCAGGUAGGUUACACCUCUAUACCACUACCUUACCCUGACCCCUGACCUUAACCCUAACUACCUGGCAGAGCUCAGAGACCACCUGACCUGUGAUCAGCUUCUCAUCCCACCUGAUGUCCUCAGGUAGGUUACACCUCUAUACCACUACCUUACCCUGACCCCUGACCUUAACCCUAACCUUUUUAGGUUCACUGCACAUUUCAGAUUUGAACGCUACAAAAUAUCAGUAGUAUCUGAUAUCAUGAUAUGAUGGCUCUGACUUAACAUUGAGGACUGGGCAAUGUUUGUAUUGAUGUAUCCAACCAACCGGAGGGACUGUAGUCAUGUAUCCAACCAACCAGAGGGACUGUAGUCAUGUAUCCAACCAACCACGGAGGUACUGUAGUCAUGUAUCCAACCAACCAGAGAAACUGUAGUCAUGUAUCCAACCAACCACGGAGGCACUGUAUUCAUGUAUCCAACCAACCAGAGGGACUGUAGUCAUGUAUCCAACCAACCAGAGGUACUGUAGUCAUGUAUCCAACCAACCAGAGGGACUGUAGUCAUGUAUCCAACCAACCACGGAGGGACUGUAGUCAUGUAUCCAACCAACCACGGAGGUACUGUAGUCAUGUAUCCAACCAACCAGAGGGACUGUAGUCAUGUAUCCAACCAACCAGAGGUACUGUAGUCAUGUAUCCAACCAACCAGAGGGACUGUAGUCAUGUAUCCAACCAACCAGAGGUACUGUAGUCAUGUAUCCAACCAACCAGAGGGACUGUAGUCAUGUAUCCAACCAACCAGAGGUACUGUAGUCAUGUAUCCAACCAACCAGAGGGACUGUAGUCAUGUAUCCAACCAACCACGGAGGGACUGUAGUCAUGUAUCCAACCAACCACGGAGGUACUGUAGUCAUGUAUCCAACCAACCAGAGGAACUGUAGUCAUGUAUCCAACCAACCAGAGGGACUGUAGUCAUGUAUCCAACCAACCAGAGGGACUGUAGUCAUGUAUCCAACCAACCAGAGGGACUGUAGUCAUGUAUCCAACCAACCACGGAGGUACUGUAGUCAUGUAUCCAACCAACCAGAGGGACUGUAGUCAUGUAUCCAACCAACCACGGAGGGACUGUAGUCAUGUAUCCAACCAACCAGAGGGACUGUAGUCAUGUAUCCAACCAACCACGGAGGGACUGUAGUCAUGUAUCCAACCAACCAGAGGGACUGUAGUCAUGUAUCCAACCAACCACGGAGGGACUGUAGUCAUGUAUCCAACCAACCAGAGGGACUGUAGUCAUGUAUGUAACCAACCACGGAGGGACUGUAGUCAUGUAUGUAACCACGGAGGGACUGUAGUCAUGUAUGUAACCAUGGAGGUACUGUACUGUAGUCAUGUAUGUAACAUAUAUGUCUAUGUAUUUACUCCAGCCAUGAUGAGAGGCUGCAGGUGGCCCAGAAGGGAGGUCCGCACCCCUCAUCUAAGACUCCUCCCCCCAGACCUCCUCUACCCACUCAGCAGUUUGGAGUCAGCCUGCAAUAGUGAGGAUUUUUAUUUUGUCCAAUGUUUAUGCCAACUAAUAUGAUUUACCAUAAUGCACGCAUACUGAAUUUGAAGUGUUCUGUUUCCAGUAUUCGUGAGAAGAACCAGGGUGUGAUGAUUCCUCCUGUGAUGUCCCAGACUGUGUCUUAUCUCAAAGACAAUGGUAAGAAGGUAGAAGCUUGGAUCUAUCAGGGACAAGAAGACCUCUACAGUAAUAGUAGUUUAAGCCUGUUAGUCCCUCCCUCCCUCUCCUCAGGUCUCCAGACAGAAGGUAGAAGCUUGGAUCUAUCAGGGACAAGAAGACCUCUACAGUAAUAGUAGUUUAAGCCUGUUAGUCCCUCCCUCCCUCUCCUCAGGCCUCCAGACAGAAGGUAGAAGCUUGGAUCUAUCAGGGACAAGAAGACCUCUACAGUAAUAGUAGUUUAAGCCUGUUAGUCCCUCCCUCCCUCUCCUCAGGCCUCCAGACAGAAGGUAGAAGCUUGGAUCUAUCAGGGACAAGAAGACCUCUACAGUAAUAGUAGUUUAAGCCUGUUAGUCCCUCCCGCCCUCUCCUCAGGUCUCCAGACAGAAGGUAUCUUCAGGAGGUCAGCUCGUGUUCAGCUCAUCAAGGACGUCCAGAAGCUCUAUAACCAGGGUGAGAUGGAACCUCUAUAACAUCCAUAAUAACCUUUAUAACCUCUUUAACCAGGGUGAGAUGGAACCUCUAUAACAUCCAUAUUAACCUUUAUAACCUCUUUAACCAGGGUGAGAUGGAACCUCUAUAACAUCCAUAAUAACCUUUAUAACCUCUAUAACCAGGGUGAGAUGGAACCUCUAUAACAUCCAUAAUAACCUUUAUAAGCUCUUUAACCAGGGUGAGAUGGAACCUCUAUAACAUCCAUAAUAACCUUUAUAACCUCUACAACCAGGGUGAGAUGGAACCUCUAUAACAUCCAUAAUAACCUUUAUAACCUCUAUAACCAGGGGGAGAUGGAACCUCUAUAACAUCCAUAAUAACCUUUAUAACCUCUACAACCAGGGUGAGAUGGAACCUCUAUAACAUCCAUAAUAACCUUUAUAACCUCUAUAACCAGGGGGAGAUGGAACCUCUAUAACAUCCAUAAUAACCUUUAUAACCUCUAUAACCAGGGGGAGAUGGAACCUCUAUAACAUCCAUAAUAACCUUUAUAACCUCUUUAACCAGGGUGAGAUGGAACCUCUAUAACAUCCAUAAUAACCUUUAUAAGCUCUUUAACCAGGGGGAGAAGCUAGAUCUCUGAGCCGCGGCAGUGCUGAGCGGGGUCUCCCAGGGGCAGGGCCGAGCGGGGUCUCCCAGGGGCAGGGGCAGGGCCGAGCGGGGUCUCCCAGGGGCAGGGGCAGGGCGGAGCGGGGUCUCCCAGGGCCAGAGGCAGGGCCGAGCGGGGUCUCCCAGGGCCAGAGGCAGGGCGGAGCGGGGUCUCCCAGGGCCAGAGGCAGGGCUUUUAUCUCUCACUACCAGGAAGCAGAGAUCAAUAAUAAUCCAGAUCAACCUCCAUCUCCUCUGCCUCAGAUGCCAUCGCACCACAGCCCCAUGUCACCCCGACUUCUGACUGCAGCAGGCCAAGUUUCCAUUAGUCAAACCACUUACUUUCUGAGAACAUGUAUAAUCAAUCAACCUAAAUAAUCAAUCAUAUGCUAGAUCCAGUACAUGUGUUUUGCCAGAGAAAGAUUUGUAUCGGCUAAUUUGUAGAAAACAUAAGAAUUAUAACAAUCAAUGAUUCAAUUUCAAUACUUUGAAUGUAGCAUUUGCGUCAGGGUUGUCCAUGGAAGCGUUUUACUCUGGACUCAGAUAGACAGACAUCCUGUGUGUUCAGUAUUGUAGAAGGUCUCUGUAUGUGUUGUCCAGGUUUUAGCUGCUCAGUCAGUCUGUAGAAGGUCUCUGUAUGUGUUGUCCAGGUUUUAGCAGCUCAGUCAGUCUGUAGAAGGUCUCUGUAUGUGUUGUCCAGGUUUUCGCUGCUCAGUCAGUCUGUAGAAGGUCUCUGUAUGUGUUGUCCAGGUUUUAGCUGCUCAGUCAGUCUGUAGAAGGUCUCUGUAUGUGUUGUCCAGGUUUUAGCUGCUCAGUCAGUCUGUAGAAGGUCUCUGUAUGUGUUGUCCAGGUUUUCGCUGCUCAGUCAGUCUGUAGAAGGUCUCUGUAUGUGUUGUCCAGGUUUUAGCAGCUCAGUCAGUCUGUAGAAGGUCUCUGUAUGUGUUGUCCAGGUUUUAGCUGCUCAGUCAGUCUGUAGAAGGUCUCCUCUGUAUAGACUAUAACUUUCUUGUCCUGCUCUCUUCUCCUCAGGGAAGCCAGUGAUGUUCCAGCAGUAUGGGGACGUCCAUGUUCCUGCUGUCAUCCUGAAGACCUUCCUCAGAGAGCUCCCUGAGCCCCUGCUCACCUUCCCCCUCUACCACCAGAUACAGGACAUAGUCCGUAAGUACAUGCGCACGCCGAGGCUUUAGCUCAGCAGGCUAACGCGCCGCGGUGUUGUGGCACGUAGGAGACGGGUCCGGUAAAAAAUGCAGCAAAGCAUCCCCGAACCGUCACACUACCGCCGCCGCGCUUGACCGUUGGUAUGAAGUGAAGCAUGGUGGUGGCGGUGUGAUGGUUUGGGGAUGCUUUGCUGCCUCCGGCCCUACUGUGAAGUAGGAUCCUGCAUCAAUAUAAACAUUCAACGGCCCUACUGUGGUCCUGAAUCGGGUCAGGUGACCCAGUCUAUAACUAUAAGAGAACGUCAACGUGCUGCUUUCUGUUCCAGGAGUGGAGAGCAGUCUCCGAGUGACAGCAUGUAAACACAUCCUAGAGAAUCUACCAGAACACAACUACAUGGUGUUGAAGUACCUGCUCUGUUUCCUGAACAUAGUAAGAACACACAACACAACAUGACACACCACCGCACAGCACCGCACAGCACCGCACAGCACCGCACAGCACCCCACCGCACAGCACCGCACAGCACCACGCACCACACACCAAUGGGUCUUGUAGCCCAUUCCAGCCUUGUGUAGGUCUACAAUCUUGUCCCUGACAUCCUUGGAGAGCUCUUUGGUCUUGGCCAUGGUGGAGAGUUUGGAAUCUGAUUGAUUGAUUGCUUCUGUGGACAGAUGUCUUUUAUACAGGUAACAAACUGAGAUUAGGAGCACUCCCUUUAAGAGUGUGCUCCUAAUCUCAGCUCGUUACCUGUAUAAAAGACACCUGGGAGCCAGAAAUCUUUCUGAUUGACAGGGGGUCAAAUACUUAUUUCCCUCAUUAAAAUGCUAAUCAAUUUAUAACAUUUUUGACAUGCGUUUUUCUGGAUUUUUGUUGUUGUUAUUCUGUCUCUCACUGCUCAAAUAAACCUACCAUUAAAAUUAUAGACUGAUCAUUUCUUUGUCAGUGGGCAGACGUACAAAAUCAGCAGGGGAUCAAAUACUUUUUUCCCCUCACUGUAUAUGAAUGCCGUGUAGACAUUUUAGAAAAGGACUGACCAACAGAAACAGACCACUACAAUAAUAUGCCACUGUUGAGAAACAUCAAACCCACUUCCCCUUUGUCCCAUGUGAAAUGCUUAGGUUUCAAUUGUAGAAACCCCCUCUACAUUCACAUGCACACUGACCUUAACUAACUAACCAUAGCCAGAACUAACCCACAAGGCCUCAGACAGGAAGACUGGGGAUGUGUCCCUAAUGGCACCCUAUCCCCUAUAUAGUGCACUACUUUAGACCAGAGAAUGGCACCCUAUUCCCUAUAUAGUGCACUACUUUAGACCAGAGAAUGGCACCCUAUUCCCUAUAUAGUGCACUACUUUAAACCAGAGAAUGGCACCCUAUUCCCUAUAUAGUGCACUACUUUAGACCAGAGAAUGGUACCCUAUCCCCUAUAUAGUGCACUACUUUAGACCAGAGAAUGGCACCCUAUUCCCUAUGUAGUGCACUACUUUAGACCAGAGAAUGGCACCCUAUUCCCUAUAUAGUGCAUACUUUAGACCAGAGAAUGGAACCCUAUUCCCUAUAUAUAGUACACUAUAUAUUAAUAUUAUUAUAUUAUUAUAUAGUGCACUACUUUAGACCAGAGAAUGGCACCCUAUUCCCUAUAUAGUGCACUACUUUAGACCAGAGAAUGGCACCCUAUUCCCUAUAUAGUGCACUACUUUAGACCAGAGAAUGGCACCCUAUUCCCUAUAUAGUGCACUACUUUAGACCAGAGAAUGGCACCCUAUUCCCUAUAUAGUGCACUACUUUAGACCAGAGAAUGGCACCCUAUUCCCUAUAUAGUGCACUACUUUAGACCAGUGAAUGGCACCCUAUUCCCUAUAUAGUGCACUACUUUAGACCAGAGAAUGGCACCCUAUUCCCUAUAUAGUGCACUACUUUAGACCAGAGAAUGGCACCCUAUUCCCUAUAUAGUGCACUACUUUAGACCAGUGAAUGGCACCCUAUUCCCUAUAUAGUGCACUACUUUAGACCAGAGAAUGGCACCCUAUUCCCUAUAUAGUGCACUACUUUAGACCAGAGAAUGGCACCCUAUUCCCUAUAUAGUGCACUACUUUAGACCAGAGAAUGGCUCCCUAUGUAGUGCACUACUUUAGACCAGAGAAUGGCACCCUAUUCCCUAUAUAGUGCACUACUUUAGACCAGAGAAUGGCACCCUAUUCCAUAUAUAGUGCACUACUUUAGACCAGAGAAUGGUACCCUAUUCCCUAUAUAGUGCACUACUUUAGACCAGAGAAUGGCACCCUAUUCCCUAUAUAGUGCACUACUUUAGACCAGUGAAUGGCACCCUAUUCCCUAUAUAGUGCACUACUUUAGACCAGAGAAUGGCACCCUAUUCCCUAUAUAGUGCACUACUUUAGACCAGAGAAUGGCACCCUAUUCCCUAUAUAGUGCACUACUUUAGACCAGAGAAUGGCACCCUAUUCCCUAUAUAGUGCACUACUUUAGACCAGAGAAUGGCACCCUAUUCCCUAUAUAGUGCACUACUUUAGACCAGAGAAUGGCUCCCUAUGUAGUGCACUACUUUAGACCAGGGCCCAUAGGGAAUAGGGUGCCAUUUUGGGAUGAGGUCUUGCUCUGAUCCAGAUCGUAAGGACUCAUCAUAUUCCAAGUUAGAUUAGUUCACUACAUAAUGCUGCCUUUCUAGAUGAUGUUGACGUUAGUACGCCUAUCCCUAGACGAAUCAACCGUUUCCAUAUGGCUGACUUCACUAAUAACGUGAUGACCGUGUACAGUAGGAGAUCACCGUCAUCUCUACGCCAAUUAAAACCGAUUCCAUCGUUUAAUAAUGCCUCUGUUGUAAAUGAGAACUUGUUCUCAACUGGCUUACCUGGUGAAAUAAAGGUGAAAUAAAUAAAUAGCCUGGAUGCUGGUGUCUGGUUUAACCGGGCUAUGUAUAACGUUCUCCAGCAGACUAAUGCUGAUCUUCACGCUCUGAGACUUCACAUUCACUUCCCAUAAUGCCUCUGGGUUCUAUAGCAUAGCCUGGAUGCUGCUGUCACCGGUGUCUGGUUUAACCGGGCUAUGUAUAACGUUCUCCAGCAGACUAAUGCUGAUCUUCACGCUCUGAGACUUCACAUUCACUUCCCAUAAUGCCUCUGGGUUCUAUAGCAUAGCCUGGAUGCUGCUGUCACCGGUGUCUGGUUUAACCGGGCUAUGUAUAACGUUCUCCAGCAGACUAAUGCUGAUCUUCACGCUCUGAGACUUCACAUUCACUUCCCAUAAUGCCUCUGGGUUCUAUAGCGUAGCCUGGAUGCUGCUGUCACCGGUGUCUGGUUUAACUGGGCUAUGUAUAACGUUCUCCAGCAGACUAAUGCUGAUCUUCACGCUCUGAGACUUCACAUUCACUUCCCAUAAUGCCUCUGGGUUCUAUAGCAUAGCCUGGAAGCUGCUGUCACCGGUGUCUGGUUUAACCGGGCUAUGUAUAACGUUCUCCAGCAGACUAAUGCUGAUCUUCACGCUCUGAGACUUCACAUUCACUUCCCAUAAUGCCUCUGGGUUCUAUAGCAUAGCCUGGAAGCUGCUGUCACCGGUGUCUGGUUUAACCGGGCUAUGUAUAACGUUCUCCAGCAGACUAAUGCUGAUCUUCACGCUCUGAGACUUCACAUUCACUUCCCAUAAUGCCUCUGGGUUCUAUAGCAUAGCCUGGAUGCUGCUGUCACCGGUGUCUGGUUUAACCGGGCUAUGUAUAACGUUCUCCAGGAGACUAAUGCUGAUCUUCACGCUCUGAGACUUCACAUUCACUUCCCAUUCCCUUUAUUUAGCAUGGUGAUGUUAAUAUAAUGCUGCUUGUCUGUAACCCCCAGUGGAGGUUAAUAUGGUGAGACUGUAUUAGACUGUAUAAUCUAGUCAGAUCUCUGCUGGGUGCUGUUAGACUGGUUGUCGGACCGGGCUGACCGGAGGAGACAGCACCUCACUACUCUACCAGAGACCUUCUAUACAGGAGACAGACAGACUGGAGGAGAGACACUACACCUGGCUAUCUGCAGCACCUCACUACUCCACUCUACCUGACUCUACACCUGGCUAUCUGCAGCACCUCACUACUCCACUCUACCUGACUCUACACCUGGCUAUCUGCAGCACCUCACUACUCCACUCUACCUGACUCUACACCUGGCUAUCUGCAGCACCUCACUACUCCACUCUACCUGACUCUACACCUGGCUAUCUGCAGCACCUCACUACUCCACUCUACCUGACUCUACACCUGGCUAUCUGCAGCACCUCACUACUCCACUCUACCUGACUCUACACCUGGCUAUCUGCAGCACCUCACUACUCCACUCUACCUGACUCUACACCUGGCUAUCUGCAGCACCUCACUACUCCACUCUACCUGACUCUACACCUGGCUAUCUGCAGCACCUCACUACUCCACUCUACCUGCUCCAUACUGUUGAUCAAAUGUUCCGCCAUGUAGUGUGUAAAACACAUUCCUGGAUGAACAGGUCUUCUGUUGUCAUGUAAAACCACCUGUUAUGAUACAGAUCAUUAGGAUGUUGCCUUUUUAUAUGUGGGCUAGGUUGAAUGGCAUUCAGUCUGUUGAGUCAUGAUCUUACUUUGGGCUCUUUCUGACAGGUUGAAUGGCAUUCAGUCUGUUGAGUCAUGAUCUUACUUUGGGCUCUUUCUGACAGGUUGAAUGGCAUUCAGUCUGUUGAGUCAUGAUCUUACUUUGGGCUCUUUCUGACAGGUUGAAUGGCAUUCAGUCUGUUGAGUCAUGAUCUUACUUUGGGCUCUUUCUGACAGGUUGAAUGGCAUGGACUCUAUUUAGUCAUGAUCAAGUGUAAAGACUCUCUCCUCUCUCCUCUCUCCUCCCUCUUUCCCUCCCUCCUCCUCCUCCAGGUCUCUCAGCACAGUAUCGUCAACAAGAUGUCUCCCUCCAACCUGGCCUGUGUGUUUGGUGUCAAUCUGUCCUGGCCUUCUCAGGGCUCUGUCUCUCUGACAGCUCUGACGCCGCUCAACAUCUUCACCGAGAUCCUUAUAGAACAUUACCAUACAGUCUUCAGCUCCCGCUGCCCACGGGUAAUGCCCUGAUCGCCAGCACAGCACACCACCGUGAGGACGCGCGCCACUGCACAGCACACCGUGGACUCGUCGCCGUAUACCGUCUUCUGCCCCGUAGCGGUAACAACCUGACUGCACGGGCCGCACCACCUCACAACGUCUUCAGUCCUACUCUGAUCGUACACAACGACACGCUACUCAACCCAACAGAACCGGAACACCACGCUACUCAACCCAACAGAACAGGAACACCACGCUACUCAACCCAACAGAACAGGAACACCACGCUACUCAACCCAACAGAACAGGAACACCACGCUACUCAACCCAACAGAACAGGAACACCACGCUACUCAACCCAACAGAACAGGAACACCACGCUACUCAACCCAACAGAACAGGAACGACACGCUACUCAACCCAACAGAACAGGAACACCACGCUACUCAACCCAACAGAACAGGAACGCCACGCUACUCAACCCAACAGAACAGGAACACCACGCUACUCAACCCAACAGAACAGGAACACCACGCUACUCAACCCAACAGAACAGGAACACCACGCUACUCAACCCAACAGAACAGGAACACCACGCUACUCAACCCAACAGAACAGGAACACCACGCUACUCAACCCAACAGAACAGGAACGCCACGCUACUCAACCCACACGAACAGGAACACCACGCUACUCAACCCACAGAACAGGAACACAACACACGCUUACUCUCAACCCACAACAGAACAGGAACACCACGCUACUCAACCCAACAGAACAGGAAACACCACGCUACUCAAACCCAACAGAACAGGAACACCACGCUACUCAACCCAACAGAACAGGAACGACACGCUACUCAACCCAACAGAACAGGAACACCACGCUACUCAACCCAACAGAACAGAACGCCACGCUACUCAAACCCAACAGAACAGGAACACCACGCUACUCAACCCAACAGAACAGGAACAACCACGUACUCAACCCAACAGACAAGAACACCACGCUACUCAACCCAACAGAACAGGAACGCCACGCUACUCAACCCAACAGAACAGGAACGCCACGCUACUCAACCCAACAGAACAGGAACACCACGCUACUCAACCCAACAGAACAGGAACGCCACGCUACUCAACCCAACAGAACAGGAACACCACGCUACUCAACCCAACAGAACCGGAACGCUGUGA
Messenger RNA from Coregonus sp. 'balchen', 23530 nucleotides. Lineage: Eukaryota; Metazoa; Chordata; Actinopteri; Salmoniformes; Salmonidae. The record is from the annotation of a GenBank genome assembly.